UUCACUUCACAAAGUGUCAGGAUGGAGGAAACGUCUCUGCUGUGGCUGCUCUUUCUGAUCUCACUGCUGAGCUGCACAACAAGCCAAGCCUCUCUGACUGUGAGUCCCAGCAGCUCUCAGCUGUUUGAAGGACAGUCUGUCUCUCUGAGCUGUGAGGAGGACGACAGCUCUGCUGGAUGGACUCUGAGGAGGAACACAACCAGAAAAACCAGGACUCAGUGUGGAGAUGGCUGGGGGAGACCUGCUGGUUCUUCCUGUAAAAUCAGCUACAUGGACCCUUUGGACAGUGGAGUUUACUGGUGUGAGUCCAGAGAGGGAGCAACCAGUAACAGCAUCAACAUCACUGUCUCUGGUGGACCAGUGAUCCUGCAGAGUCCUGUCCUCCCUGUGAUGGAGGGAGAAGACCUCACUCUGCACUGUAAAACAAAGACGUCCUCCAACCUCCCAGCUGAUUUCUAUAAAGAUGGCUCCUUCAUCAGGACUGAGCCUGCAGGUCACAUGACCAUCCACCAUGUUUCCAGGUCUGAUGAAGGCCUCUACAAGUGCAACAUCAGCAGUGAUGGAGAGUCUCCACCCAGCUGGGUCUCUGUCACAGAGAAACCUACGACCACAAGCCCUCCUACGAGCUCGCCACCGGCCCCUGAAACAACCUCAGACCACCUCCACCUUGUGAUCAGACUGGUCUGCCACCUGGUGGUGUUUUGUCCGUACUGCAUCUCCACUUUCAUCAUGGUGUCUUUAUAUCGACAGAGGGCAGCAGGAAAUGACCUGCCCGUCUCCAUGGUGAUGACCCCACCCACCCAGGCUGAGAUGGGAUUGGAUGAAGACUAUGAUGACGUCACCACGGAGCAUCACUUCUGAACUGAUCUGAGAAGAAGCUCAAAUGUUUCAGGUCCUCAUCAAUCAGAAAGAGUGGAAGUCUCAGAAAUCUUCCCUGUGGAUCUCCACAUGUUCUAGUUUGACCUGUAGAUGGAGGAUGUUAACCUCAGACCAGUUCACUCCAAAGAUUUGCGAUCAAACUAUUUUUAACUUGCAGCUUCUUGUAAUGCUCCAGUCUGCAGCGUUUUAAAACCUGUUAGUUUCCACCAAUCAGAUGAGACGGUGUAUCUUCUGACUCUGGGGCGCUCGUUGAGCCUCCGUCUAAAAUUCUGCCAUUUCCAAAAGCUGACAGUUUAAAACAUAGAAAUAAAAUGGAUCAUUUCAUUUCUAUAGUUUGCAGCUGAUUUGACCGUUCCAAAACCAGCCUCUGAAAACGUAACCAGCUGAGUCCCAGCGACACCAUCAGCUUGUUUUAGUCGAGCUGAAACGGGCCGCUUCAGAAGUAAAGGUUUCUUCUCGUUGCCAUCGUUGCUCUGAACUGGACUUUAGUAACAGAUAGUUGUUCAGGUUCUGCUGUAAGUCAUGUUGUUGUUUUUAAUCUCUUCAGAUCAAAUAAAAUAAAAUGAUGAGCAUCUUUUCUCUCUGUGCUUUGUUCCAAUGUGAUCAUAACUUCACUUCUCUCAUAUCAAACAGCCUGUUUCCUUGUAGCUGACAUGUGACAUAGUCGUAUAUAAAGAGGAAGGAGGAGGCUUUUACUGGCUGUCCAACUGCUGUUGAUCCUCACCAAGAGAAGAACCUCACCAACUCUGACAUCACCAUCCAACAUGGCUGCUCUGAGCAUCAACAGUAGUGAGAGCUGUGUGAAUAUACUGUUUAUUAGCACUUCUGUUUUAUAUCUUGGUUGGUUGGUGCCUUGUUGAGUGACAUUUUG
Messenger RNA from Sander lucioperca (pikeperch), 1750 nucleotides. Its product is annotated as Fc receptor-like protein 5. Gene Ontology annotation, molecular function: transmembrane signaling receptor activity. The record is from RefSeq and is a predicted model, not a curated record. Gene Ontology annotation, biological process: cell surface receptor signaling pathway. The coding region runs from base 22 to 861 and encodes 279 amino acids. NCBI's taxonomy places the organism in Eukaryota, Metazoa, Chordata, Actinopteri, Perciformes, Percidae. The transcript is spliced from 6 exons.